AUUGGAAUGAGGCGAGGAGGGGCAGUUCCAUAACCACCAACUCCUAGAUUACUACUACUACUUUACAUAUCUUGACAGCCUCACCAUACAAAUUAAAUCCGUAUUUAAAGUGAAGUCAGGCUCUUUGGCUGUUUGAAGACUCGUGAUCAAUAAUGGCCAAGUGGACUGGAAAGCGUACGAGCGUGAUGUACACGAAGCCUGAGGAACCUUCGUUCUUGAAGAAGUUUAAGGAGCGUGUUGGGUAUAAAGAGGAUGGCGGUCUUUCAGAUAAGUUUGCAGCAAUGCCAAAGGCCACAGAUGAUGACUGUGAAGAUAAGGAUGAUGAACUUCCACAGGUCGUAAGUAUCAGACCUGGAGAUCUUACACAGGAGGAAUACGACCAACUUCGCUCUGAGGGGAAGUUGGACGAUUUACUGCAAGAGAAGUCUGAAAGCAAGGAAUCCAAAUGCAAAGAGGAAGACCCACCCCCUGAUGGCAAGAUCAUUUUUCGAAAGCCGGCAAAACGUGCCAUUGAGGAUGGGCAGAAGGAAGAUGGGAAGAAACUGAAAAGUGAUAAAUCAGGAAAGGAAAAAAAGAAAAACAAACACAAACUUAAAUUACUUUCUUUUAAUGAAGACGAGGAAGAGGAGGAUGAUUAGAUGAUAUUUUUGUACUUCAAUAGUUGGGGUCUGGUACACAUCCCCCGCGACCACUGUACUUUCCUUCAAUCACAGAAAUGCAUUCUGGCGUGUAAAAACCAGCAGGGUGUUGCUGCAAUACUUCUGUCAAACUAAAAAUGAUGUUUACUAGUGCUGACAGAAAAGCUUGAGUUUUAUUUUGAAUUUCAAUAGAAAUGCUGCUGUGCAGUUGAAACAAGUUAAAUUAUUACUGUUUUUAUUACUUUAAUAAGUGAAAAGGCUAAUUUUACCAAUAUCACCAAUUGUGCUUUUGAAAACUUGUACAAUAAAUGAAACAUUAUUCAGCAGAAUUUCGGACUAGUAUUACAGGACUAAGAAUGAUUUUGGUUCAUUCUAUACUGAAUUCUACUGACUUAUUUGGAUUUUUCAGUCCAGCUCAAAGGGAGAAUAUAUCCAGUAGGGGAGUAUUACCAUCAGGGCAGAAAGUACUUAAGGGGGCCAGCCGGAACCCUUAUAUAUGGGGAUAUAGGACAAAAAAUGCAGUCAUGAAAAAAUUCAUGGAGCUUCAUAUGGCAAUUGAGAAUAUGUAUACGACAUAUUUCAUCAAAAUUCCUUACUUUCAUAGUUACAGGGUAAUUAGUAAAUGUAACUCAAUAAGCCAAAAACAUUGAUCCGUACAAGAAAAUGCAAUAUUUCGUCUGUUAUCAUAAAUUUUGAUUAUUGUCAAGGAAAUUAUGAUCAAUGGCAUCUGUAGAGAUUCCAUGAGGGAAGUCAGUCAGCUACCAAGAAGUACAAACACUACUCAGAGCGUGCACAAACCCAAAGUAGUGUACAUGUUCGAGCUUCACCUCUGACAUUCGCUUGCUUUUACAUGUUUAUCUUUGUUUCGACGAGAAUUUCAUCAUGCCAAUGAUGAAAAGACAAGCAAAACAUCUCGCUAACAUACAGACGAAGAAAAUUCGCUCUAUGAUUACAGCAUAUCAUAAUAUACGCAAUAUUAGCGUAGUUAGUGAAGAGAGAGGGGGGUUGCAUAGUAAGUAACGGCCCUGUCUUCCAUGACACACGUCACACUGCAUCCCAGACUACGAUCUUUGAGCAAAGGGAUCUUCAUUUAUGAUAAAUAACAUAGUUUUAGUUUAUUUAUGCCCAAAAAGGAAUAUAAAAUUCACAAUAAUCAUGAUUUAUUAACAUUGUAAAAAGAGAGUACACCUCUGACAUUCUCUUGCAUUUACGUUUGUUUAUCUCUGUUUCCGCAAGAAUUUCAUCAUGCCAAAUAGGAAAAUACAAGGAAAACAUCUCACUAACAUACAGAAGAAGAAAAUUCGCUAUACUAAGCCGAGUUAGUGAAGGAGAGAGAGAGAGUUGCGUAGGAAGGAGUGCCCCGUCUUGCCAGACGCAGUGCCCCAGGCUACGAUAUACUAUGAGCAAAGGGAUAAUAAUUUAUGAUUAAAUUAUGAUAAAUAACAGAUUUGGUUUAUUAAUACACAAAAAAGUAAUAUACAUUCAUAAUAAUAAUUAUUUAUUAACAUUGUCUUAAUAAAAAUACGAAGGAAAACUUUGAACGCCUGUAUCUCAAAACUAUACUUAUUGACCUUCAAAAUCUAUCUUCUUACUUAGUUUUAAAGCUAUACCAUUGAAAUUUGAUAUAUAACUCAAAAAGACAUUAUAGAACAAUCAAAUCAAGCCCUUUUUUCCAAUUUUUGUUUCGUCUUUUUUUUUUUUUUUUUUUUUUUAUAAAUUUUUUCUUUUCAGAUUUAUAGGGUUUAUUUUUUACCAUAAUGAAAAAUUCAUAUCUAGCAAAAUAAUGACAUUUAGAAAAAAAAAACUCCUCAUUCAAUUGGAGGUCUACAUCAGGUCUAUAUAUGGUAGUAAUCCCAGGUCUUAAUAUUAAAUAUCAAGGGACGAGAUAGAAUUCGAAAAUUGGUUAUUUUCGGGAUAAAUUGCCCUGGCGUCACAAAACCGAAGGUCAGAGGCAAAAAUCAUAUGCGGUUGGGAGAUGUCCCAAGUCACCUUAUUAAGUGGUAUGAAUAUCAAAGUCCUGUCCUUAAAAAAUGGCAUUAGCCGGCCGGCCCCCUUAAGGUUCUACACAGAGUCCCUGCAAAGCCCUUCAUUCCUUCAAGUACUAUACGUACUGUACCCCUUUAUAUUCUCUUUCUUCCAUCUAACUUCCCACCCUCCUUUAACAAUUUCUUCAACAUUAUUUUCAGUACUGAAAGACCUCAAUCAUCCAAGAACUUGGCCUUUGGCAUCAAUUUUAAAUUCUGGUUUCAUAGGGGGAAAUAUGAAUUAAAUUCUAUGCUAUAUAAAGUUUUCAUAUAUAUAUAUUUUUUUAUAAAUAGUACUUCAUUAAUCACUUAAAGUUUUGAUACAAUUGUGUACAGUUCCAAAGGAACAAAUGUCCUAGAAAAAAAACUUCAAUUAUAUUACUUUAAGCCACAAUUACAUAAUACAAAAGUCUAAAGCAUCCAGUAAAUUUAUAGAAAAAUAAAUCCUCUAAUUGACCUUACAAAAUGAUGUAAGGCAUCAAUAACAAUUCAUGCUAUUUGUAGAAUAAGUUAUAUGAAGGCACUAAAAAUUCCUGCUAUCAGAUUAAAUGAAACUACAAAAAAUUCCUAGAAUUGUCAAUUCAUAAUAUACUGAGAAGCAUAAUAGUAAACAGAAGUGAGUGAAAUAAAUAAACUGUCAUUGUAAACAAGACAAAAUCAAAAUCCUCAAAGAAAAAUUUUUGUUAACGAGUUAAUUCCCUUGUUUCAA
Macrobrachium nipponense is the source of this 3371-nucleotide messenger RNA. RefSeq lists its product as uncharacterized. The record is from RefSeq and is a predicted model, not a curated record. Bases 153 to 638 code for a protein of 161 amino acids. The transcript has 6 exons. NCBI's taxonomy places the organism in Eukaryota, Metazoa, Arthropoda, Malacostraca, Decapoda, Palaemonidae.